AUGGAUUUUAGUUGAUGGCUGACUCACUGCACUGAGCUGCACCAACUCUGCUCUACCUCCACAAAGGGACAAAGACAGAGAAUUAGCUGGAGAUGGCCAUGGUGUAACUUCUAAGCAUGAUUUGUUCCUUAGAUUUACCUAAGCUUCGAAAGGUUUGCUUUAAGAAACAGUACUCCCUUCAGAAUAGAAGACUUUAUCUGCCUCCUAUUUGAUGGGGUUCAGAGCUCAGAUGGCUAACUAAAUAAACAUGGGGGAUUGGAAUCUCCUUGGAGAUACUCUGGAGGAAGUUCAUAUCCACUCCACCAUGAUUGGAAAGAUCUGGCUCACCAUCCUGUUCAUAUUUCGAAUGCUUGUUCUGGGUGUAGCAGCUGAAGAUGUCUGGAACGAUGAGCAGUCUGGCUUCAUCUGCAAUACUGAACAACCUGGCUGCAGAAACGUAUGCUAUGACCAGGCCUUUCCCAUCUCCCUCAUUAGAUACUGGGUUCUGCAGGUGAUAUUUGUGUCUUCACCAUCUCUGGUCUACAUGGGCCAUGCUUUGUACAGACUCAGAGUUCUAGAGGAAGAAAGGCAGAGGAUGAAAGCUCAAUUAAGAGGAGAAUUGGAGGGAGUAGAGUUUGAAAUGUCUGGGGAUCGGAGGAGAUUGGAGCAAGAGCUUUGUCAGCUAGAGAAAAGGAAACUAAAUAAAGCUCCGCUCAGAGGAACCUUGCUUUGCACUUACGUGACACACAUUUUCACUCGAUCUGUGGUUGAAGUUGGGUUCAUGAUUGGACAGUACCUUUUAUAUGGAUUUCACUUAGAUCCUUUAUUUAAAUGCCAUGGCCACCCGUGUCCAAACAUAAUUGAUUGUUUUGUCUCAAGACCAACAGAGAAGACAAUAUUCCUAUUAUUUAUGCAAUCUAUAGCGACUAUUUCACUUCUUUUGAACAUUUUAGAAAUUUUCCAUCUAGGUUUUAAAAAGAUUAAAAGAGGGCUUUGGGGGAAAUAUAAAUUGAAGGAUGAUCAUAACAAAUUCUAUGCAAAUAAGUCAGAACAAAAUCUAGCCAAAUACCAGAACACAGCUGCAAAUUCACUAAAGCGAUUUCCUUCUGCACCCAAUUAUAAUCUUUUAGUGGAAAAGCAAACACACACAGCAGAGUAUCCUAGUUUAAAUUCACCUUCUGUAUUUCAGGCAAAUCUUGACAAUCACAAUAUGAAAAAGAAAUACAGUUUGGAUGAACAGGAAACUGAACUUUCUAAUGAGAUUUACACACUUAGUACUACCUGUAGUCAUCUUCAACCCAUUGGCUCAAAUAAUAAUAAAGAUACUCAUAAAAUUUUUGGAAAAGAAGUUAAUGAUAGCCAGUUAAGGGAAAAAACAGAAAUUGAUGGCAAAGACAGUAAAAGGAACUCUAGAGGUCACUGUUUUAUUCCAGGUGUUGCUAUAGAUUUGGAUGGCCACAUAGGUCAAUUGCCCCACACAGCUUUCUCAAUGUCAGCUACCAGCACUUGGAAACCAAGGUGGCUUAGUGCUGCCUGGGGUCCCUCUACAGAAGAUGAAAACCGGGGGUCACCUUCUAAAGGUAACCUUAAGGGUCAGUUUGGAGAGGACACAAUUGGAACCCUUCCUCCUUCACAAGGAGACUUGUGUCAAUCACUUGACAUUCAAAACAUUCCUGAUUCUUCGGGAGAGUUGUCCUUUGAGCCUGAGUUUGUCAGAACCUGCAAUAAUCCUACUGUUAGUUCUUCAAAUCAUACAGCAUCCCUGAUGAACAAUUUCAAUGUUAGGCGGGUUCCCACAGACCUUCAGAUCUGA
Molecule: messenger RNA, 1792 nt
Organism: Otolemur garnettii (small-eared galago)
Lineage: Eukaryota; Metazoa; Chordata; Mammalia; Primates; Galagidae
Gene: GJA9
Product: gap junction protein alpha 9
Exons: 2
Coding region: 248-1792 (514 amino acids)
Biological process (GO): cell communication
Cellular component (GO): connexin complex
Source: RefSeq, a predicted model, not a curated record